AUGGUGACAGUUCCAAAACAAGCGCCACGUCAGUCACUGACGGUGGUCGACAACCGGACAAACAAGGUGUAUGAGCUCCCCAUCAAGCACAACUCGGUGCUGGCCACAGAUAUCAAGAAGAUCAAGUCUCAGGCUGGGGAUGACCGGAAGGAGGAUGAGACGGAACAGGGCCUCAGGGUCUUCGAUCCAGCCUACAUGAACACAGCUGUAGUGGAAAGCAAGAUCACCUACAUCAACGGUCUGGACGGCAUCCUGCGGUAUCGAGGCUACCCGAUUGAGCAGCUGGUCAAGAAGAGCGACUUCCUGGAAUCGGCGUUCCUGCUCAUCUAUGGCGAGCUGCCGACGAAGAACCAGUACAGUAACUGGCAGAACGAGAUCAUGCAUCACACCUACAUCCACAGCGACAUUGAGGGCAUCUUCAAGUCGUUCCGAUACGACUCGCACCCAAUGUCCAUGUUGACAUCUUCAUUCGCUACGCUUGGUGCCUUCGCACCCGAGGCCAACCCUUCACUCAGGGGCCAGAAGCUCUUUACUAAUGCUGCCUCUGGAGACCCGGCGGCACUUCAGAUCCUAGACAAGCAGAUCCUUCGCAUUAUUGGCAAGGCGCCUACGCUAGCAGCCGCGUCUUACCGAAUGAGACAAGGCAGACCGUUCAAUCGACCGGCACAGGGCCUGUCGUACACGGGCAACUUCCUCUACCUGCUAGACCACCUGUCCGGCACCGAGUACCGGCCCCAUCCCGUGCUUGAGAAGGCCCUCGACGCCCUUUUCAUCAUUCACGCGGACCACGAGGUGAACUGCUCGACCGCUACCGUUCUGCAGGUUGGCAGCUCUCUCGUGGACCCCUACUCCGUGGUCUCAGCCGGCUGCGCGGCAUUGUACGGUCCAUCGCACGGUGGCGCCUCCGAGAGCGCGAUCCGCAUGCUGAUGGAGAUCGGAUCGCCGGAAAACGUGCCGGCAUUCAUGGCCCAGGUGGAGAAGCGCGAGCGCGUGCUGGUCGGGUUCGGCCACCGCGUAUACAAGAACGUCGACCCGCGGUCCACUGCCAUCCGCGAGCUGGCCGAGCAGGUCUUCCAGGUUACGGGGCGGAACAAGCUCCUGGACACUGCCACGACUCUCGCGGACUAUGCCCGGAAGAGCGAGUUCAUGCGCAGCCGUAACUUGUACCCCAACGUCGACUUCUACUCUGGGUUGAUCUACCAGGCUAUGGGCUUCCCGCUUGACUUUUAUCCCGUGCUUUUUGCUGUGCCGAGGUGUGUGGGCUGGCUGGCGCACUGGCGGCAAAUGAUGCUCAACCCGUCUGGCGUCAAGAUCUGGAGGCCCCGGCAGCUGUAUCUUGGUGAGGGUGAGCGGGAGUAUGUCGAGGCGGACAAGCGCAAGGAGAAGGCGAAUGCUACCCCCUUUGAUGCCCCUGUCGAGGUUCAUCACGGCGGCGAUAGCAAGAGGAACCGACUUGCUUCGUACAAGGAUGCGGCAGGUCACACUCGGGAUAGAGCCAAGCUCUGA
Anthostomella pinea is the source of this 1506-nucleotide messenger RNA. The record is from the annotation of a GenBank genome assembly. Lineage: Eukaryota; Fungi; Ascomycota; Sordariomycetes; Xylariales; Xylariaceae.